Molecule: messenger RNA, 1146 nt
Organism: Brassica oleracea var. oleracea
Lineage: Eukaryota; Viridiplantae; Streptophyta; Magnoliopsida; Brassicales; Brassicaceae
Exons: 2
Coding region: 1-1146 (381 amino acids)
Cellular component (GO): membrane
Molecular function (GO): glycosyltransferase activity
Source: RefSeq, a predicted model, not a curated record
AUGGGGAAGGAGGAAGGGGUUAAAGAUACAUCAGCUUCUAAUUUAAGACCUACAAACCAAUGUAGGUCUCUUUUACCAAUGCGGGUGCUUCAGGUUUUCUUGAUGCUCGUUGCUUUGGCUCUUGGAAUCUCAGUCGUUAGCAUGCACAUGAUCAAGUACUUGAAGGUUCAAACUUUGGCUCCUACCACAUUGAUCUCUACGAGUGAUGAGAUAACUACAUUGGAGAGAUUUAUCAAGCCUCCAUCGAGUGUUUGGCACUCCAUGAAUGACUCCGAGCUUCUUUGGCUUGCAUCUAUGGAGCCACGGAGAUAUGACCACCCUUUUAAAAGGGUUCCUAAAAUGGCAUUCAUGUUUCUCACCAAAGGUCCAUUACCAUUUGCUCCACUUUGGGAAAGGUUUUUCAAAGGGCAUGAAGGGUUUUACUCAAUAUACGUUCACACAUUGCCAGAUUAUAAAUCGGAUGUCCCUAGCUCAUCUGUGUUUUACAGAAGACAGAUCCCAAGUCAGCAUGUGGCUUGGGGAGAGAUGAGUAUGUGUGAAGCUGAGAGAAGGCUUUUGGCUAACGCGUUACUGGAUAUCUCUAAUGAAUGGUUUGUUUUGCUCUCUGAAGCUUGCAUUCCUCUCCGCGGUUUCGAGUUCAUCUACAAUUAUGUCUCCAAAUCAAUAUAUAGUUUCAUGGGUUCUGCUGACGAGGACGGGCCUUACGGAAGAGGCAGGUACAGCUAUGCAAUGGGACCAGAAGUCCAACUAAGCCAGUGGAGAAAAGGGUCUCAGUGGUUUGAAAUCAACAGAGAACUUGCUCUUUACAUUGUUGAAGACAUCAAUUACUAUCACAAAUUCAAAGAGUUUUGUAGACCUCCUUGUUAUGUGGAUGAACAUUACUUCCCAACAAUGCUAUCUAUUAGAUAUUCUCAUUUGCUGGCGAAGAGGACAUUAACUUGGACAGAUUGGUCAAAAGGUGGUCCUCAUCCGACUCUUUUUGGGAAGUCUGUUAUAACAGAGAUGUUUCUCAAGAUGAUUCAGGAAGGUCAGUCCUGCUUAUACAAUGAUCAGAAAUCUCAAGUGUGUUAUCUCUUUGCAAGAAAGUUUGCUCCAAGUGCAUUGGAGCCAUUACUCAAACUUGCACCAAAGGUUCUUGGGUUCUAA